AGAUCAUUAUCAUCACAAAUUUACAAAGGAAAAUGAGGUGUUUCUCUUGUCUCAACACGCAAACUAAUGACAUGAGAAUCAACAUUGAUACCCUUUCCGACCUAACCGAUUAUUCCUCAGUUGCCACAAAAAACGAUCCAAGAGGGACAGGGUCAAAAUCUGGCAUUUUAGUUAAUGGGAAAGUGAAUAGCCCUAAACCGGGAGGUGGCGCUCGGAGUUUCACGUUCAAGGAGUUAGCCGCCGCCACCAAGAAUUUCCGGGAGGUGAAUAUGAUUGGAAAAGGAGGCUUUGGGAGUGUCUAUAAGGGACGUUUAGAUUCAGGACAAGUGGUGGCGAUCAAGCAAUUAAAUCCAGAUGGGCAUCAAGGAAAUCAAGAAUUCAUAGUUGAGGUCUGCAUGCUUAGCGUCUUCCAUCAUCCAAAUCUAGUAACUCUAAUCGGUUACUGUACUUCUGGUGCUCAGAGACUUUUGGUUUAUGAAUACAUGCCAAUGGGUAGCUUAGAAGAUCAUCUUUUUGAUCUUGAGCCUGAUCAGAUUCCGCUAAGCUGGUAUACGCGGAUGAAAAUCGCGGUUGGUGCAGCUCGUGGGAUUGAGUAUCUUCAUUGUAAAAUAAGCCCAUCCGUGAUUUACCGUGAUUUGAAAUCCGCAAACAUUUUGUUAGAUAAAGAAUUUAGCGUCAAACUCUCUGAUUUUGGACUCGCCAAGGUCGGUCCUGUGGGGAACCGGACACAUGUGUCGACUCGAGUCAUGGUGUUGCUUGAACUGAUUUCUGGCAGGAAGGCCAUUGAUUUGAGUAAACCAAACGGGGAGCAGUACCUUGUUGCUUGGGCUAGGCCGUAUCUCAAGGAUCCUAAGAAAUUUGGACAUCUAGUUGACCCGUUGCUACGGGGAAAGUUCUCGAAGAGGUGUCUUAACUACGCGAUUGCUAUAACUGAGAUGUGCCUAAAUGACGAAGCGAAUCACCGGCCAAAAAUAGGAGAUGUGGUGGUGGCAUUUGAGUACAUAGCCUCUCAGAGCAAAUCUUAUGAAGAUCGAAGAGCGGCUCGCAAGUCUACGGACUCUAACCGGUUAAGAGGGGAAACAAAACAGAGUUACUAAAUUGUAUGAGUCAUAAGUGAAACCUCUGCUAGUAUCAGAAGGUUCCUGAUAAGGCCGCAUAAAUAAUGUUUGUGCUUUUUUUCCUGAUGUUUUUGUUUAGUCAGCUUUUUAAGAAUGGGAUUUGGUCGGAUAAAGAGGGUUUUUUUUU
Messenger RNA from Arabidopsis arenosa, 1245 nucleotides. The record is from the annotation of a GenBank genome assembly. NCBI's taxonomy places the organism in Eukaryota, Viridiplantae, Streptophyta, Magnoliopsida, Brassicales, Brassicaceae.